Molecule: messenger RNA, 1521 nt
Organism: Aspergillus fischeri NRRL 181
Lineage: Eukaryota; Fungi; Ascomycota; Eurotiomycetes; Eurotiales; Aspergillaceae
Product: alpha-L-arabinofuranosidase B
Exons: 1
Coding region: 1-1521 (506 amino acids)
Biological process (GO): pectin catabolic process; arabinan metabolic process; L-arabinose metabolic process
Molecular function (GO): alpha-L-arabinofuranosidase activity
Source: RefSeq, a predicted model, not a curated record
AUGUUCCCACAACUAAGCAUUGAACGUGCCAGCGUGUUUGCUCUUGGCUUGGUUGCCACAGGCUCACUUGUCGUUGCUGGGCCAUGUGACAUCUACUCCUCUGGUGGCACGCCCUGCGUCGCCGCCCACAGCACCACUCGUGCCCUGUAUAGCAGCUACAGUGGCCCACUCUACCAGGUAAAGCGCGGCUCCGAUGGUGCCACAGCUGACAUUGCGCCUCGUUCUGCCGGCGGUGUCGCGAAUGCCGCCGCACAAGACUCCUUCUGUGAUGGCACUACCUGCCUCAUCACCAUCAUUUAUGACCAGUCCGGCCGCGGUAAUCACCUCACCCAGGCUCCGCCCGGUGGCUUCAGUGGCCCGGAAUCCAAUGGCUACGACAACCUGGCUAGCGCGACUGGCGCACCGGUCACGCUGAACGGUCAGAAGGCGUAUGGUGUCUUCAUCUCGCCCGGCACCGGCUACCGCAACAACGCCGUCAGCGGCACAGCUACAGGCGACGCACCUGAGGGCAUGUACGCGGUCCUUGAUGGGACUCAUUACAAUGAUGCCUGCUGCUUCGACUAUGGCAAUGCUGAGACCAGCAGUCUCGAUACAGGCAAUGGCCACAUGGAGGCCAUCUACUUUGGUGACAACACUAUCUGGGGCACUGGCUCCGGCAGCGGCCCUUGGAUCAUGGCCGAUCUCGAGAACGGCCUGUUCUCUGGCUCCAGCCCUGACAACAACUCUGGCGACCCGUCGAUCUCCUACCGCUUCCUCACUGCUGUUGUCAAGGGGAAGGAAAACCAGUGGGCUAUCCGCGGCGCCAACGCUGCGUCCGGCUCGCUAUCGACAUUCUACAAUGGUGCGCGCCCAAGCGUGUCUGGCUACAAUCCAAUGAGCAAAGAAGGUGCCAUCAUUCUUGGCAUCGGCGGCGACAACAGCAACGGCGCCCAGGGCACAUUCUAUGAGGGUGUGAUGACCUCCGGCUAUCCGUCCGACGCCACCGAGAACUCGGUGCAGGCCAACAUUGUAGCAGCCAAAUACGCCACCGCAUCGCUGACCAGCGGCCCCGAGCUCACUGUCGGUUCCUCGAUCUCCCUGCGGGCCACCACACCUGGCUACACAACGCGCUACAUUGCACACUCCGGCUCUACCGUCAACACCCAGGUCGUCUCAUCAUCCAGCUCCACCACCCUCAAGCAGCAGGCCAGCUGGACGGUUCGCACCGGCCUUGCCAAUAGCGACUGCUUCUCGUUUGAGUCCAAAGACACCCCCGGCAGCUUCCUACGGCACUACGACUUUGUGCUCCAACUCAGCACCAACGACGGCACGAAACAGUUCCACGAAGAUGCCACGUUCUGUCCGCAAGCCGGCCUCAACGGCCAGGGCAAUUCGGUUCGGUCCUGGAACUAUCCCACCCGCUAUUUCCGCCACUACAACAACGUUCUCUAUGCCGCGAGCAACGGCGGUGUUCACACGUUCGACGCCACCUCCUCGUUCAACAACGAUGUGAGCUGGGUGAUCAGCACUGGCUUUGCCUGA